UCUCUCUCUCUCUCACUCUCUCUCUCUCUCUCUCUCUCUCUCUCUCUCUCUUUCGCUGUCUCGCCGCAUUCAUCGUCAUGGACGCGGAGCUGAAGGCUGUGGAGCUGCACGAGGUCCCUGAGCUGAAGAUGGAGGUGAAGGAUGACGCUCUGAAGGAUGAAGUUGAGAUGAAGAUGAAGGAUGACGCUCUGAAGGAUGAAGAUGAGAUGAAGGAUGACGCUCUGAAGGAUGGAGGUGAGAUGAAGAUGAAGGAUGACGCUCUGAAGGAUGGAGGUGAUGAAGCUGAGCUGAAGGAUGCUGAUGUGACCGAGGACCUGGACCAGGAGCAGCAAGAGAAGGAGCCGAUGACCGGAGGGCGGCGGCCCUCUGACGCGCCUCCUGCGGGCGGAGCCGCGGCCUCAGCGGCGGAGAAGAACGGCUCCGUGAAGCUGAAGAUCCCCGAGGAGGCACCGGAGGAGGUGAAGUUCACCGGCCUGAGCAAAGAGGAGCUGCUGAGGGUGGCAGGGACCCCUGGCUGGGUGAGGACUCGCUGGACCCUGCUGCUGCUCUUCUGGCUCGGCUGGUUGGGGAUGCUGCUCGGAGCCGUGCUCAUCAUCCUGCAGGCCCCCCGCUGCAGAGACCUGCCCGUCACCAGCUGGUGGAACCACGGCCCCCUGUACCAGAUCGGGAGCGUCCAGGCCUUCACCGACGGACAAGACCUGAAGGGUCUGGAGCAGAAGGUGGACGCUCUGUCUCAGCUGAAGGUCAAAGGCGUGCUGCUCGGGCCAGGCUUCGUUCAGGCGGCUCACAGGAAGGGUAUUUCUGUGGUUCUGGAUCUGACUCCAAACUACCAGGGAACAUCUGGACCCUGGUUCUCCAACGUCAGUGUGACCAACGUGGCCGAGCGACUGAAGUCCGCUCUGGUGUUCUGGUUGGAUGAAGGUGUGGACGGCGUCCAGCUGUCCGGGGUGGAGCGGGUGUCCACCAUAGUGCCGUCUCUGUGGGCCGACAUCCGAGCCAUCGUCCAGAACGGGACGGAGCAGCGUCCGGACGAGAGAGUCCUGAUCGGGACCACAGAUCGGUCCUCGGUGGAGGACGUCUCCUCUCUCCUCUCCUCCACUGGAGUGGACCUCCUGAUCUCCAGAGUUCUCCGCCCUGGGGACCCGGAUGCCACGGAGCGGGCUCAGUCCGUCCAGCGCCUGUAUUCGUCCCACAACCAGACCCGGCUGGCGUGGAGCGUGGGGGGGCGGACGCAGGGUCACCUGGCGUCGCUGGUGGGCCCGGCUCUGGUGAAGCUGCACCAGCUGCUGCUGCUCACGCUGCCGGGGACGCCGGUCUUCAACUACGGGGACGAGGUCGGCCUGAUGGACGAGGACACCAAGUUUCCCAAGAUGCUUUGGGACUCUGAUGACGCACUGAACGGGACUCGACAGGAGGACAGGGACGAGCGUCUGUCCUGUCUCAGCUUCUUCCGGAGUGUGAGCGAGUUGCGAGGUAAAGAGCGCUCCCUGCUGUUCGGGGACUUCCUCCUCCUCGCUAACUCCUCCUCCUCCAUGGCCUACCUGCGGGUCUGGGACCAGAGCUCCCGGUACCUGGCCGCCUUCAACUGGGCGGAGGAGGCCACGCUGCUGCAGCUGAGCGAUGAGACGCUGCCCCAGCAGGCGGAGGUGGUCCUCAGCACCGACAGCAGCCUCCUGCCUGCAGGGGGCAGCGUGGAGCUGAGCAGCCUGCAGCUCGGCCCCGAACAGGCCGCGCUGCUCAGGUUCCCCUACGCUGGAUAGAUCCCUUCACCAGAGGGACUGGGAUCAGAGCCCGAUUCAGACUGGGUCCAAAUCCACCAUCCAUCAUCCUAUAUCCAUCAUCCACCAUCCAUCAUCCAUCAUCCAUCAUCCAUCAUCCAUCAUCCAUCAUCCAUCAUCCACCAUCCAUCAUUCACCAUCCAUCAUCCACCAUCCAUCAUCCUAUAUCCAUCAUCCACCAUCCAUCAUCCAUCAUCCAUCAUCCAUCAUCCAUCAUCCAUCAUCCAUCAUCCACCAUCCAUCAUUCACCAUCCAUCAUCCACCAUCCAUCAUCCUAUAUCCAUCAUCCACCAUCCAUCAUCCAUCAUCCAUCAUCCAUCAUCCAUCAUCCAUCAUCCACCAUCCAUCAUCCACCAUCCAUCAUCCAUCAUCCUAUAUCCAUCAUCCACCAUCCAUCAUCCACCAUCCAUCAUCCUAUAUCCAUCAUCCAUCAUCCAUCAUCCAUCAUCCAUCAUCCAUCAUCCAUCAUCCAUCAUCCACCAUCCACCAUCCAUCAUCCAGGUUCUUAUGGAACAGUUCAAAUAACAAAGUAUAUUAAUAAUUGUCUUCAGCUCCUCACGUCUCUAAAGUGUUCUGCUCAUGGCUUCUGCUCAUGGGUCAGAGUGAGUUCCCAACAACCUCCUGUGCAGCUUCUUUGUGUAGAUCCCAGUUGUUUUAAUGCUACUGGGACAGAUGAGGUCCAGUUGCUGACAUCAGCGUUUUGCAGGAUCUCAUGUGUCAGCAUGUUUCAUCCGACUCAUCAGCACAUUUUCAUUUCCUCCAUUUCACACAAAAGUCAGAUUUGGCUGAAGACUGGUCCUGGAACAGAAACCCAGUGAGUGUCGGGCUGUGGUCACAUGAUCUCUGGUUUACUGUGGUCACCAGUUCCUCAUGAUGUUGUCAGGUGAAAAUAAAUCAUGUGAUGUGAUGAUGUCUGUGAAAAGUCAUAAAUAAAAUAUUAUAAAA
Platichthys flesus (European flounder) is the source of this 2723-nucleotide messenger RNA. Its product is annotated as amino acid transporter heavy chain SLC3A2-like. NCBI's taxonomy places the organism in Eukaryota, Metazoa, Chordata, Actinopteri, Pleuronectiformes, Pleuronectidae. Gene Ontology annotation, biological process: amino acid transport. Bases 78 to 1760 code for a protein of 560 amino acids. The transcript is spliced from 9 exons. The record is from RefSeq and is a predicted model, not a curated record.